AUGGAGGCGCAAGGCACGAUCGGGUCCCUGAUCAAACGCCGCGUCAAGGCGACCACGACAUGCCUCGCCUUCUUUCCACAACAGACGACGACGACCAACGAGCCGAGCCGGGGCGGCGAGCCCGGGUUCGUGCUGCGCCUGACGUGCCAUGUGACCGUGUACAUCAGCGCCGGCAACGGGCGAAAGGUGGAGUGGGUGUACCCCUGCGGGGCCGGCGGCGCCGGCGCCGAAGCGAGCUGCCUCGCCGUCCCGGACGGCGUCCGCGACGCGCUCCGCGGCAUGCCGAGGUCGAUCCGGGCGCUGCAGGACCUGAGCCUCAGCGACGGCGAGUGGGAGUCCAUCGUGCCCGAGGACGUGGUACCCGACCUCGCGGACCCGCAGGCGCGGGCCCGACACGGCGCCGCCGAGGUCGACCUGGCCGUGGUCCAGCACAUCCGCUACAACGCGGCCCGGGUGCUCAUGACUGGGUGCAAGAAGAUCGGCGAUGAUGGUGUGGCGGAAGAGGGCGGCGUCGACGUCGAGUGCAGCAUCUGCUUCGACGCGCUGCUGCGCGGGGAGGCCGUGGAGCUGCCGGGGUGUGCGCACGCCUUCCACCGCCGGUGCAUCUCCAGGUGGUUCCGCCGGAAUCCGACGUGCCCGCUGUGCCGAGGCGACGUGGUGAACCAUCUGGACCCCGAGCUGCAGAAGCAGAUCGCCGAGUUCACCGACGCCAGGUGA
Molecule: messenger RNA, 717 nt
Organism: Miscanthus lutarioriparius
Lineage: Eukaryota; Viridiplantae; Streptophyta; Magnoliopsida; Poales; Poaceae
Source: the annotation of a GenBank genome assembly